Molecule: messenger RNA, 1688 nt
Organism: Trichobilharzia szidati
Lineage: Eukaryota; Metazoa; Platyhelminthes; Trematoda; Strigeidida; Schistosomatidae
Source: the annotation of a GenBank genome assembly
CUAAAACAUUUUCAAAACAACGAAUAAUGUAUCCAUUAAGUUUAUUUUCAUUUUUUGAUUCUUGAUGAAAUGGAUGACAUCAAAACAGCUCUCGAAGUGGAGUUAGAAAGACUCAGAAAACUGGUGAGAAAAUACAGAACCGACAGCAUUGUUUUUGCAAAGCCAAGAAAAAGCAGAAGUUUAGAAUAUAACAAGACGCAUAACUCCGACGUGAACAACGGCUUAUCUAGCCUUUCGCCUGGGGCAAAUGCAGUAGACUACCAACAACUACCUUCAUCGAAUUCAUCUAAAUCGCGUUGUGUACAGUUUGCCACAACAAAUAAUUGCUCUGAAGACUGCAACAGUUUUCCUGAUGGUGAUCAGACUUUCUAUCAACAUGGCAGACCUUCACAACGUCGGACUCGUUUCCUUGAUCCCCUCAAAAAUACCGGCACACUACCCUUACAUCAUCCAUUACCGAAAUAUACACCUGAAGAGGGUAACCUAACUUAUACUGCCCUAGAUUUAAUUGAAAGGCGAAGGUUUCAAGAAUCAUUUCUGCAUUUACAUGAAUUCUAUCGUACACACUAUCCUCUUGACAGCGAGCUAGUUAUUGAAUUAAGAACUCUUCGUGGUGUCUACGAACACACAGGUGGUCGUAAUCUAGCUCUUAUGGCUGCUCUUGAAAACACUCUUGAAGAGGCAUUGAAAGUAGAAAAAGACAGAAGAUUAGGUACACUGGAUGAUAUAAAUGCAGCCAGAAAAACGGAUUAUUUUUCACCUCGAUAUGAAAGGGAUUAUCGAUGGCAAGCAGCAGUAAGAGCCUAUGAAAUUGAACAGGCGAACAGAGAAUUUCGACUGAUACAAUCCGAGUUGGAACGACUUAAAGCAUUACAAGCAGAAAGACGGAAAUAACAAAAAAAUAAUAUAGUAUCCAGUAUAAAUUGCUGAUCAAGUAAAAACAAAAACAAUGCGUCGGUAUAUUCAUUCCUUCAUUCAGGAUUUAUAAUUUUAUGAUAUUUAUUUGUUGCUUUGGUAAAAAGAAAAUUCACUAUUCUACAAAUUACACACUUCAAUUUCAGUCGUGUCUAUUCGUGUGUAAAUCAUGUGUAAUAAUUCAAUUCACCACCAUGAUUUGAAUUCAAAAUUAUUAAUAAUAAUAAUAACAGUAACAAAGCGUUACUCAAUCUCAUGUAUGCGCCAAUUUCGUCUAUGCAAGGCAGCUUGGACAGAUUGAUUAGUGUUCAUCAUUGGAAGCUUUUCCAACUAUAACAGAUUUAAGAUUUCCUAUGAGCAGUGAGCAUUUCGAAAAAGAAAAACAUUUCGUCUACUCUCUGAUUACUUAGUUUACAUCCUUGAUUUAUUUUCAACUAGAAUUAAUUUCACAUCUAUAUAUAGUUUUCUAAUUUAGAGUACCAAAUGAAAAUCGAUGUUUUUAGAAGAGGAAAACACAAACUCAAAAGAAGUGAAGAAGAAGAAAAAGAAAUAGUAGAUUUCACAAGAAUGUAAUCUGCAGAGAUUGUAGCGUUAUUAGCCUUUUCAAUUUGUUCAAUGUUCCAAUAUUAUAUUGUAACGACAAAGUGUGUAAAAAACAUUUUCUUUUUUGAAAAAACUAUUUAUUAUAUUACUGCUUGACUUAAUAUGUGAUAUUGUACAGUGAACUGAAAUAGAUUUUCUAUUUGUCAGUUUUAUGUUACCCAAUAAAUGGC